UCUGCAGCUAUCAUUGCAAUCUCAAAAUUUCACGAUAAAUAGGCCUUUCCGGACAAUAUUCAAAUUAAAUCUACAAAAAUUUCUUAAUAUUUGUAAGAUGAACAGAGAGCUAAAACCCCAUGCAAUCUUCAUAGCAUAUCCACUACAAGGCCAUGUAAACCCUUCUGUCCAUUUAGCACGAAAGCUAGCCGAAAAUGGCUUCACCAUAACUUUCAUCAACACUCAAUAUGUCCAUCACAAAAGCUCUAGAGCCCGGGGAGGAAAUAAUAUAGAUGAUGACAUCUUUGUUGAUGCGCGAAAAUCAGGCCUUGAUAUCCGUUAUGCCACAAUUUCUGAUGGUCUGCCUCUGGGGUUUGAUAGGUCACUUAAUCAUGAUCAGUAUAUGGCUGCUUUGUUGCAUGUUUUUUCUGCUCAUGCAGAGGAAGCUGUGGAGAACAUGUUGAAAUCGGGUGAGCCCGUGCAUUGUCUGAUUGCUGAUACGUUCUUCGUGUGGCCAGCUGAGUUGGCUAAGAAGUUUGGGCUUUUGUAUGUUUCUUAUUGGACAGAGACUGCCUUGGUCUUCUCACAGUAUUAUCAUAUGGAUCUUCUGAGGAAGAAUUCUCACUAUGAUUGUCGUGAUCCGCGUGAUGAAGCGAUUGAUUACAUACCAGGAGUCAAGUCCAUUGAGCCAAAGGACUUGACAUCUUUUCUUCAAGCAACUGAUACAACAACAGUAUGUCACCAGAUUAUUCACAAGGCAUUUGAAGAUGUUCGCGGUGCAGAUAUAGUUCUAUGCAACUCGGUCUACGAGCUUGAAUCAGACACCAUAUCAGCUCUGCAGCCAAAAAUCCCUUUCUUUGCUAUUGGUCCAGUAAUCCCAUUUGGCAUCACCAAGAACAUUGUGCCCACAAGCCUGUGGGCCGAGUCAGAUUGUUCCCAAUGGCUCGACACCAAGCCUCAUGGCUCGGUCUUGUACGUUUCAUUUGGUAGUUAUGCGCAUCUCACAAAAAAUGAGCUGACGGAGAUAGCUAAUGGUUUAUUGGACAGCAAUGUGAGCUUUGUCUGGGUGCUUCGUCCUGAUAUUGUAAGCUCAAACGAUCUUGAUCCGCUUCCAGCUGGAUUUUUGGACAAGAUGGGUGAUCGCGGCAUGAUCAUAAAAUGGUGCAGUCAGAUGCAUGUACUGAGGCACCCUGCAAUUGGAGGGUUCUUGAGUCACUGUGGAUGGAAUUCAGUCAUGGAAAGCAUGUGGUCUGAGCUUCCUCUGUUGUGUUUCCCUUUGUACACUGAUCAGUUUACGAACCGGAAACUAGUGGUGGAUGAUUGGAAGAUUGGGAUUAAUCUUUGCGACAGAAGGGUUAAUGUCAAUAAGGUUGAGGUUUCGGAGAAAAUAAAGCGCCUCAUGGAUGGAAAUUCAAGUAGCAAGCUGCGAGACAAUAUAAAGCACUUGAAGAAAGUUUUGGUUGGUGCACUGAAAAGUGAUGGAUCGUCGGAGAAAAAUGUGGAACAGUUCAUAAGUGAUGUGAAGGUUAUGAUUUCAAAGAAAUGUCAAGAAAAGAAUGGCCAAGAAACACAAUAAUUUAAGUCCUUGAUAUCUUCAGAAUUGUAAAAUAUGUGCUUUGGUAUCUUCAGAAUUGUAACAGAUAAUGGUUAUCAGAGAUAUAAGACACUGAAGAAAAACAACUUCGAACUCACUAAACAAAA
Messenger RNA from Daucus carota subsp. sativus, 1680 nucleotides. RefSeq names its product UDP-glycosyltransferase 86A2. NCBI's taxonomy places the organism in Eukaryota, Viridiplantae, Streptophyta, Magnoliopsida, Apiales, Apiaceae. The coding region runs from base 98 to 1555 and encodes 485 amino acids. Gene Ontology annotation, molecular function: UDP-glycosyltransferase activity. The record is from RefSeq and is a predicted model, not a curated record. The transcript has 2 exons.